Mercenaria mercenaria is the source of this 1087-nucleotide messenger RNA. RefSeq lists its product as uncharacterized. The transcript is spliced from 6 exons. The record is from RefSeq and is a predicted model, not a curated record. Lineage: Eukaryota; Metazoa; Mollusca; Bivalvia; Venerida; Veneridae. The coding region runs from base 62 to 565 and encodes 167 amino acids.
UUCGCUCUUUAUUACGCAUAUAAAUUCUGGUAAAUAAGAAAGAAAGAUUAAAACUUAUAUAAUGAUGGAAUUUAAAAGUUUAACUUUUAUUUUACUGGUAUGUGUGCUUGCUACGAAUGGACAACGCUAUUAUGGAGGUGGUUUUCGAGGAAGGACUGGACCUAUUCCAGAUGACUGCCCUACAAUGAUUCGGUGUGCUUUAAAUCCAUGUCGAACUGGCGGACACAACUGCCCUAAUUAUCCAAAUGCAGUGUGCAUCAACGAUGACCCAUGUCAGCCAUUUUGUAUAGGCCAUUAUUACAUUGGAAGACAACGUCGCCUGACAACUGAAGAAUGUCACGGAGAUCCCCCACAAGUUGAAUGUCCAAACAGACCUCAGAUGCGAUGUUUCAGAAACCCAUGCCACAAUGCUAGAUGUCCUGCUUAUCCGGAAGCUGAAUGCAGAAAUGACGAUCCCUGUGAGCCUUUCUGUGUAGGUCAUUUCUAUCUGCCAGACGGUACGCAACUCCGGCGACGCGAUUGUCGCAGGGGAAAUCGGCGUAGGCACAGGGGUGGACGUAUCUAAAACGUCUGAAUAUAUAACAAUAUAGCAUGACAGGUUGAAAAACGAACAGUUCAAUGAUCAUUCUUAUGAAUAUUAUAUUUUUCUGUUGUGUACAUAUUUUUCAAUGUCAACUUGUUUGUUCUUAUAUAUACCAAGAUGGUUCAAAUACACGUAGAUUUCUGUCAUAACGCCAAAAGUAGUGACUGAAACCAUAUCAAAUUAUUCGUAUUAUUUUGAAAAAUAAUGCACCUGCUACAAAGAUAGUUCAGAAUCUUAAACUGUUAGAGUUUACUAAAGAUUGUGUUUUGCCUUUUGUUUCAUCGGGGUAGAGCAUCCCAAGGCAUGUCAUCUAUGUGUACGACCCUUUUAAUGAUCAAUUUUAUUAUUUAAUUACUACCUCUUAAAUAUUAUAUUCAAAAUGCUCAUACAUAAGAAUCGUACAAGGUAACUACAUAUUGCGUCGUUUUACUUCAAGAUGCAUGUAAUUAUUUGACUUGUUUGGCAUCUAUAUUUUAUGGAAAAUUAAACAUAAAACAAAAGCUA